AUGGCCAACUUUAACCCGGCCGGAUAUUUACAGCAACAAAAUAUGACCAUGCAGAAUAUCUUUAAUCUCCCUAACACACGAAGAGUAAUUACAACACCUGCGCAGCUCCCGACACAGGCAGGUGUUCACCAGUCCAUUAGUCCAACUAGUUAUAUGCCUGCUAGCGUAAUGGCAAUGGCAAACCAUCCUAGAAUCCCGAUUCAUCAGAUGCGUAUGAUACAAAAACAAAUACCUGGUGGAUUUAUUAUGCGACUCUUACUAUUCGGUGAAUAUCUAGGGAACGACAAAACUAUAUUGGGUCAUUAUCAUACAAAGAAAGAUAUUCAUUAUUGGAAAGUUUUUGCACAAUUUUUCUUCGCCGAAGAUGUAUAUAUGAAAUAUACAUUAUGCAAUGAACGAACGGAUAAUAUAGGAAAAACUUAUGAAUUAAAAUAUCCGGUAAUACCAAGAUAUUACCAAACAUUCUUUGAAUCAGGCGUCACAAGUAUACAGUUAAUAUUAGGAAGUCCCAAAGAGCAAGACAUGGGUAAUGGAUGUCAAUUAGAUUGUCCGAAAGCCUCCAUGGUGUAUUAUUAUGAAAAUGGGUCGCAGGUCGUUCAUUCCGGGCAUCUGAUAGUCAUGUUCAACCAAACAUCAAAGAUAAACAGCUUUGAAUUUCGCACAAGAAAUUUCACAGAGUAUAUACCACGGUCUCAUGUUACGAAAAAUAUGCCAAAUGAUAUCGAAUCAUCUGUCGUAAGCGAAUUUGGAAUUCCACAAAGAACGCUGCGGUGUCUAGACCUUGCAGAAGGUUCUGAUUUAAUACAAGGAGUUAUGAUGGAGUCCAUGCAAAAGCGUGUAGGACCUAUACAAGCAUUCAGAGGCUUGACCUGCAAUAUCACAAUUGGAUCACCACAUCAAAAAAUGAAUGCUCAAUCUCCAAUUUUAGCUGAAAAACGAGGGAUACCAGACGGUGGAGGUGGAAGUUCCCAGAAAAAACAGCGGCGUAAUACAGCAAGAAGAUGA
This is a messenger RNA of Ambispora gerdemannii, 1005 nucleotides long. The record is from the annotation of a GenBank genome assembly. NCBI's taxonomy places the organism in Eukaryota, Fungi, Glomeromycota, Glomeromycetes, Archaeosporales, Ambisporaceae.